ACAGUCUCGAGCUUCCCCUCACAACAGUACUGACGGCAGCAAUGGCCGCUUUCCGCAGAGCGGCAGCGCUGGCCGGCAAGCUAAGCCUUUGGUCUGCGGGGAGAAGCGAGCUUCUCGGGGCUGCGACCAUGAAUGGACGAAGGUCUCUGAGGUGUCUGACAGCCGGGCUGUGUGCCGCAGCGGGAGGUGUCCUGGCUCUGUACUUUUAUAACGAAAUGUGGAGCGGCAGAAAGAGGCACAGCAUCAAAGGCUUACCGCUGCCGUCCAUCCCGACCAUUGAAGCCAAAGAAAAGACCCGUCCAUUUGACUUUGAGGAUGGAGAUGUUUACAUGUCGUCCCACGAGCAUCGCUUCCGGAUGUUCAGCUCUGUGGAAUACGAAGGACAACUUUACAUGACUCCACAGAACUUUAUCGAAUCUGUGACCAUGAGUGAACCUAGAAACAAGAGGCCAUGGAGGUCCCUGACCAAACAGGAGAUGGAGAAAAUUUUGUCAGAUACUCCUCCUGUAUGGAGAGGAUCCUCCAAACUGUUCCGUAAUCUGAGAGAAAGAGGAAUCAUCUCCUACACAGAGUACCUGUUCCUGCUCUGCAUACUGACAAAACCACAUGCUGGCUUUAAGAUUGCUUUCAAUAUGUUUGAUGCAGACGGCAACCAGAUGGUGGACAAGAGGGAGUUCCUGGUGCUCCAGGAAAUCUUCCGUAAGAAAAAUGAGAAGAAAGGAAGGAGAGGCGAUGCUGAAAAGUCAGCUCAGUUGACUAUGCAGCUGUAUGGAUAUCAGGUUGCCCCCAUGAGCAGCGUGCUAAAAAAAGACAGUCAAGAGUUUGUGGCGCGGAGUUACUGGGACGUUUUGAGGCGAGGCGCCAGUCAAGUCCUCUUUUCUGACCUGGCAGAGGAUUUUACUCUUGAGCGCUCGGAUGAGAGCAUCACAAUUGAUACAACAAUACUGGUCCAUUUCUUUGGAAAGAAGGGAAAAGCAGAACUCACCUUUGAUGAUUUCUAUAGGUUUAUGGAUAACCUCCAGACUGAGGUUUUGGAAAUAGAGUUUCUGACCUAUUCUAAAGGGAUGACUACAAUCAGUGAGGAAGACUUUGCUAAAAUCCUGCUGCGCUUCACCAACGUGGAGAACAUCAGUGCAUAUAUGGAGAACGUCCGCCACUGCAUUCCUGAUGAGAAGAAGCAGGAGGGAAUCACAUUCGACGAGUUCAGAUCAUUCUUCCAGUUUCUGAACAACCUUGAAGAUUUCGCCAUUGCCAUGCAGAUGUACAACUUUGCUUCACGGUCCAUCGGACAAGAUGAGUUUGCAAGAGCCGUGUAUGUGGCCACAGGGCUCAAGCUGACCCGUCACCUGGUGAACACCAUCUUUAAGAUCUUUGACGUUGAUCAUGAUGACCAGCUGUCCUACAAGGAGUUCAUCGGCAUCAUGAAGGACAGGCUGCACAGGGGAGCCAGGGGAUAUAAGUCGGUGGAGCGAGCCUCUUCUUUUAAAUCAUGUCUGAAGAAGGAGCUGGCAAGCAGCAGGUGAAUGGCAAACACUGCUCCUCGUUCUCCAGCUGUGUUUGGACUGAGGCCCAGAGACAGCUGUACCAGCUAUGGAAGAGAUAUGAGGAGCAGCCUUAGAGGACUUCAUAAAUGUAACCGAGCCCAGACUUUAAUCAGCUUCCUGAUUAAGCAGCUGGGCUACAGAGCUUAAGUGCUGCUUCAAACUAGAUAUUGAUCGAAAGCAUGACUGCAUUGACUGAAGGAUUUGCCAGGAAGAAGUGUCAAAAUCAUCUUCGUCUUUCGUUCCUUUGUUUUUUUCUUAUGCCAAUCUUCUCACCUGAGUAUAUAUUGACAAUAAAGAUGUUAUGCAUUCAAAUUUUGUGUUUGGAUUAUUUUAUUUUAUUUUUAAUUAGAAGUUUACAUAUUUUUGAUUUACACAUCUCAGUGAUUUUGCAAUUUGCUUUUAUUGGAAAGUUCCCCAUCCAUUUGGUUGAUUUCUAUUCAACUGCCUAUUAAUGGAAAGAGC
Messenger RNA from Cyprinodon tularosa, 2006 nucleotides. RefSeq names its product mitochondrial calcium uptake family, member 3a (gene micu3a). The record is from RefSeq and is a predicted model, not a curated record. Gene Ontology annotation, molecular function: calcium ion binding. Gene Ontology annotation, cellular component: uniplex complex. The transcript has 17 exons. Gene Ontology annotation, biological process: mitochondrial calcium ion homeostasis; calcium import into the mitochondrion. Lineage: Eukaryota; Metazoa; Chordata; Actinopteri; Cyprinodontiformes; Cyprinodontidae. Bases 42 to 1523 code for a protein of 493 amino acids.